CAAUCAUCGAUUGUGCUUUCAAAAUGGCGACUCUUGAAGAGAAGCUGGAAAAGAUCCGGUCGCCGAAUCUCCAGAGCCAACAACAAACUGGAGUGAUUCUCAAGGCGGUUGAGGAAACACUGAAAGAACAGAAUACUCAACCAACAGCGACAGGAUAUUUCGCUGCUUUAUUAGCUUUACUGAAUCAAUCUCUCGAGAGCGGAAAGAUUAACAAAGAAUUAACACCGUCCGUCGUCUAUCUCCUCGACAUAAUUACUCCGUUUGCGCCACAGCCCCUCCUUCGAUCCAAAUUCACCCAAAUUCUUACGCUCCUAGCGCCUGUUCUACUGCUCAAAGAUGCAGAAGCCCCGUUGUUGAAGCCUUCGAUUGGUUGUUUGGAAUCGCUACUUCUCGCACAAGAUUCAGGAGCAUGGAAACUCCCGACGAAUGAAAUAAGCCCGCGACGGGCUGUCGCAGGUCUUCUGAAUCUUGCUUUAGAUCAUAGGCCGAAAGUACGAAAGCGGGCGCAAGAUGCCUUACGAAAAGUCCUCAAGAACCCCCCUCCGAGUCCGUCUCUGGAUCACCCAGCGGCAGACCUAUGCGCCGAAACGGCGAUGAGAAGCUUGACAGAUAUAGCAAACAAGGUAGCAUUGUCAAGAAAGCAGAAGAAAUCCACGGCGGAACACGACCCUGCACUUAUACAUGCCUUGCAACUUGUCAAGACAGUCGCAGUGGCAAGCGGUGGCUGGCCCAGCAAGAAUAUCGAGGCAUUAUGCGAACUUUUACUUAACAUCGCGAAGAGUGGGAAUGAGCACAUGACGAUGGCUGUUUUUGAGAUUUUUGAGAUGAUUUUUGAGGGCAUGGCCGAUGAGGUUGCAUCUACCAAGCUGCCGCGCCUCCUCGAAAUUAUCUCCGAGAUGCGCCCCUCUUCUAACGACACACAAUUACUUCCACCUUGGAUCGCCAUAUUAUCACGAGGAUACGAUGUUUCCGCUCAGAUUGAGCCUGAAGAGACAUUUUCCAAGCUUCCGGCGUUGUUCGGGAUGAUAUCUCAUUUUAUGGAAUCUUCUUCACACAAUAUAAGGAUAUCUGCAUCGGAAUGUUUGAUAUCAUUUAUGGAGAACUGUGUUCCCGAUCAAGUCAUAGUAGAACCCUCUAUCUAUGAUGAAAAAAUGAUCGAACAGAUAGCCCAAGUUGCCGAGGGUCUCCUCAGCGUGCAAUACCAGGCAGCCUGGAUGGAAACAUUCAACGUCAUCGGUGCUAUUUUUGAUUCAUUGAAAUGGCGUGCUAAUCCGACGAUGUUGAACGUCAUUCGAACAGUUGGUGAACUCCGUGGAAACGAUUCUUUCAUGGGCAAAAAGGAAGCAGACGAAGUUCUGGGCAAAGCGAUUCGGGCAAUGGGUCCCGAAGCCGUCCUUAGUGUUCUUCCUUUAAACCUCGUCAAGCCAACCAAGGAUGAAUAUGGUAGAGCUUGGAUGCUGCCAAUCCUCAGAGACUAUACCAGCAACACAAAUCUCCAGCAUUUCAGAACCGAGCUCAUUCCGUUGAGCGAGGCUAUGUUUCAGCGGGUUCUGGACAACGGAGAGGCCUCUAAAACAAUGGAAGUCAAGAUAUACGAGACAUUGGUACAUCAAACCUGGUCUAUCCUGCCAGGCUAUUGCGACCUACCCUUAGACUUGACAGUGGCAUUUGACCAAGUCUUUGCUGAAAUGCUUGCAAAUUUGCUGUAUAAGCAAGUUGAACUCAGGCUUGACGUCUGUCGAGCUCUCAAGACCCUUGUCGAAUCGAAUCAAGAUGUAGUUGCGCUUGAUGAUGAGAGUUUGGUUCUCAAAAGCCGAGUUUCAAAAACGGACGCUCAGAAGAAUCUAGAUUAUCUUGGAAAAUUUGCAGGCAACCUCCUAGCAGUCCUUUUCAACGUCUACAGCCAAACGCUUCCCCAGUCCAGGGGUCCUAUACUUCAGACUAUCAAUGCCUAUCUGAGCAUCACACCUGAGAAUGAACUCGUCGAGACAUUUGACCGUGUCAGCACCAUGUUGGCAUCGUCAUUAAGCGAAAUUGAAAAUGAGAAAAAGGAAAAGGGCCAAAAGUCAAAGGAGAAGACACCCUCUACCAGCCAGACACUCAUGGAUUUGGUCAUUACUAUGUCAAUUUACCUUCCUCGCCAGAGCUUUGGUCCUCUUUUCAACAUUGCCGCACUCGUCAUUGUGAGGGAUGACGCCCCGCAGCUGCAGAAGAAAGCUUACAAAUUAAUUCCACGGCUUGCCGAGUCCGAGAUUGGCAAAGUGGCGCUCGAAGAACGAAAUGCGGAACUACAAAACCUAUUGCUAUCCAGCGCAGAAAAAGUCUCAGUCCCCGCCCGAAGAGAACGAUUGGCGGCAAUUACUGCGCUCGUACCGUUCAUCCCCGUUACGUCGCUUCACUUCAUCCCUUCUGUACUAUCUGAGGUAGUCAUAUGUUGCAAAGAGCAAAAUGAGAAAGCGAGAACUUUGGCUUUCGAAUUGCUUGUUCUUAUGGGGCAAAAGCUGUCGGAAGCGAAGGGCAAGCCAAUCGAUAAUAGCAAGAUCCCUCAUAUGCCCAAGGAUGCACCAUCCGUAUCUGCAAGCAUAGAAGAAUACAUCACUAUGGUUAGCGCCGGACUUGCGGGUAGCACGCCACACAUGAUAUCUGCCUCCAUCACCGCCCUUACUCGCAUUCUCUAUGAGUUCCGCGAGACACUGAACAAAGAGGUGCUCAGUGACCUUGUACAGACUAUGGAUUUAUUCUUGACAUCUAACAACCGAGAGAUUGUCAGGAGUGUUCUAGGGUUUGUAAAGGUAUGUGUCAUCAGUUUGCCGACAGAUCUGAUGUUACCACGCCUACCAACUAUGAUUCCGAACUUGAUGGUAUGGGCCCACGAGCACAAGGGACACUUUUGCAGAGCCAAGGUCAAGCAUAUUCUGGAACGCAUGGUCCGCCGCUUUGGCUUCGAUAUUGUCAAUAGGAACUGCCCCGAAGCGGACCGAAAAUUGAUAACCAACAUCCGAAAGACCAAGGAGCGUAGUAAGAAACGAAAGGAGGCUGCUAAGGAAGCAGGAAACGAAGAUGAACAACAGAAUGGCAAGCGGCGAGGUCGGUUUGAGAGCGAAUACGAUGAGGCGCUGUAUAGCAGUGAAGAAUCUGACGGUUCCGACGACUCUGACGCCGAGGUUCUUGGGAAGUCGCGAAAGUCGCAGAAGGGCGGCUCUACGUACAUUAUGGAAGAUGAUGACGAGCCUCUGGAUUUGUUGGAUCGCAAGGCCCUAGCCAGCAUCUCCUCCACCAAACCUGAUAAAUUGCGCAAGGCGGGUAGGACUAAAGCCAAGACCGAUAUGGACGGCAAGUUGAUAUUGGGCGAAGAUGACGGCGACGAUGAUGCUAUGGUCAUCGAUACACCUGCUCACGGCGGAGCUCAUGGUGGAGAAGAGAGCGGAGUCGGAGCUUACGUGGCGGCUCUUAAGAGCAAGGAUGUCGGACAUAGGGGACGAGGCGGACGUCUAAAGUUCUCUAAUAAGCGAGGGAAGGACAACGAUGAUGACGAUGUUGAGAUGGAUGUCGACGAGAAAGAUGUCUCCAACAUCAAGUCUCAGAUCAGCAGAGGUGGUAGAGGCGGCUUCAACCCUCGCGGAGGACGCCCUUCUCGUGGCGGCGGUAUGCGUGGCGGAGGUAUGCGAGGUGGUGGUACGCGCGGAGGCGGCAUGCGCGGAGGAAGGAGUGGCAGGGGAGGCAUUGCAUCUGGGAGACGAGGGCUUGGGGAGGAGAAGAGACACGGCCCAGCUUUCUCAGGCAAGGUCGGUAAACCGAAAUCUCCCGGUAGGAGAUGAGCGGUGCGAGCCGAGUUUGAUACCCGUUAACGGCAUAGCUGCUGCUAUACAUAGAUGGCUGCGAGUAUCUCGUUUUUGCUUGUCUGGUUAGUGACUUGAGGCGUACAUAGGCACGGGGUUGUGAACAUGGGUUCUCCGAUACGAAAUGAAAAAUAGAUGAUACGUCAACCAUCAAACGUCCUUGUUCUUA
Messenger RNA from Annulohypoxylon maeteangense, 4008 nucleotides. Its product is annotated as NUC173-domain-containing protein. The transcript is spliced from 2 exons. The record is from RefSeq and is a predicted model, not a curated record. NCBI's taxonomy places the organism in Eukaryota, Fungi, Ascomycota, Sordariomycetes, Xylariales, Hypoxylaceae. Bases 24 to 3818 code for a protein of 1264 amino acids.